AUGGGCGCCUCAGGCAGCGGCAAGACAUCGAUGCGCUCAUUGAUCUUCUCGAACAACCCCGCGUCGUUGACUGCUCGCCUGGGCGCCACUAUCGACGUUGAGCAAAACCAUGUUCGAUUUCUGGGUGACCUCAUCCUCAACCUGUGGGAUUGUGGGGGCCAGGAUGCCUUUAUGGAUUCCUAUCUCACCACACAACGUUCAACAAUUUUUCAACAAGUCGGUGUCAUGAUAUACGUGUUCGACGUCGAAACAAGGGAAAUGAACAAGGAUUUGGAGUACUACCGUGACUGUCUCGAUGGGCUAAGGCAAUUUAGUCCGAGCGCAUCUGUAUUUCUUCUCGUGCACAAGAUGGACCUUUUACGGGAACCACGCCAACCCUCUUUCGAGAAGAAAAGGAAGGAACUGCAAGAUGCAAGCGGCGAAGGCACCGUCUCGGUGUUUGGAACCAGUAUCUACGACGAAAGUCUCUACAAGGCAUGGUCCAACAUUGUGCACACCCUGAUCCCAAACGCGAGCAUUCUUUCAAAACAUUUGACGACCUUUGCAGUGGCUUGCAAUGCAACCGAAGUGAUUCUCUUUGAGAGAACGACCUUCCUUGUUGUGGCCACCUCAUCUAAUCUGCCUGACAUGCCUGACAUUCCCUCGACUGCUUCAUCUCUUGGCUCUGAUACCACAGGUGGGGGAGAUGCGCGCGGACUCGAUCCAACGCGUUAUGAGCGGACUUCUGAACUCGUUAAAGCUUUCAAGUACGCAUGCUCCCGCGUGAGGGAGGAAUUUCAUUCACUCGAGAUGGAACUAUACGAUUUUACUGCUGUCCUGGCUGAAAUGACCCGGAAUACGUAUGUUAUGGUCAUUGUGCAUGACCCCACCAUAGAAACAGCAGCUUUAAAGUUGAAUGUUCGAAUGGCUCGGCGCAAGUUUGAAGAAUUGCAAGGAGACAGCGUUGCGCUGUGA
Messenger RNA from Laccaria bicolor S238N-H82, 954 nucleotides. RefSeq lists its product as uncharacterized. Bases 1 to 954 code for a protein of 317 amino acids. NCBI's taxonomy places the organism in Eukaryota, Fungi, Basidiomycota, Agaricomycetes, Agaricales, Hydnangiaceae. The transcript has 4 exons. Gene Ontology annotation, cellular component: nucleus; fungal-type vacuole membrane; Gtr1-Gtr2 GTPase complex. Gene Ontology annotation, molecular function: GTPase activity; GTP binding. Gene Ontology annotation, biological process: regulation of autophagy; positive regulation of TOR signaling; cellular response to starvation. The record is from RefSeq and is a predicted model, not a curated record.